Molecule: messenger RNA, 1535 nt
Organism: Cherax quadricarinatus
Lineage: Eukaryota; Metazoa; Arthropoda; Malacostraca; Decapoda; Parastacidae
Product: 26S proteasome regulatory subunit 10B
Biological process (GO): positive regulation of RNA polymerase II transcription preinitiation complex assembly
Cellular component (GO): proteasome regulatory particle, base subcomplex; cytosolic proteasome complex
Molecular function (GO): ATP binding; proteasome-activating activity; ATP hydrolysis activity
Source: RefSeq, a predicted model, not a curated record
GAAUUAAAUUUUACAAAUAAAGGAAGUCGAGGGUUGAGGAGCUGCAGAGUCAGAGGAAAACAAACAUGACUGCUGACCGGGAGCAAUGUCUCUCAGAUUAUCGUCGGAGGCUGAUAGAGCACCGCGAAGUCGACUCAAAACUAAGGAAGUUGAGAGAGGAGAAGAAAGAGUUAGACAAGCAAUAUGAUAAGAGUGAGAAUGACCUCAAGGCUCUGCAGAGUGUUGGCCAGAUUGUUGGAGAAGUUUUAAAGCAGCUUACUGAAGAAAAAUUCAUUGUGAAAGCUACAAAUGGCCCUCGUUAUGUUGUGGGUUGCAGACGCCAACUUGAUAAGGGCAAACUCAAGUCUGGUACACGUGUGGCACUGGACAUGACAACUCUAACAAUCAUGAGGUACCUACCCCGUGAAGUUGACCCUCUUGUGUACAAUAUGAGCCAUGAAGAUCCUGGUGAUGUCACAUACAACAAAAUUGGAGGUUUGGCUGAACAGAUUCGUGAACUUAGAGAGGUAAUUGAGCUACCUCUGCUUAACCCAGAACUCUUCCAUAGAGUAGGAAUCAAUCCACCCAAGGGAUGCUUGCUCUAUGGACCUCCAGGUACAGGGAAGACACUCUUAGCACGAGCUGUUGCCUCGCAGCUUGAUUGCAACUUUCUAAAGGUUGUAUCAAGUGCUAUUGUAGAUAAGUACAUUGGAGAAUCAGCUCGGCUUAUUCGUGAGAUGUUCAAUUAUGCUCGUGACCACCAGCCAUGUAUAAUCUUUAUGGACGAGAUUGAUGCUAUUGGUGGAAGGAGGUUUUCUGAAGGAACGUCAGCUGACCGAGAGAUUCAACGUACACUCAUGGAGUUGCUCAAUCAAAUGGAUGGCUUCGAUUCUCUGGGUCAAGUAAAAAUGAUUAUGGCCACCAAUCGUCCAGACACACUGGAUCCUGCCUUACUGCGUCCUGGACGUCUUGAUAGAAAAAUUGAAAUUGCCCUUCCCAAUGAACAAGCUAGAUUGGAAAUUCUCAAAAUUCAUUCUGGACCAAUCACCAAGCGAGGAGAAAUUGAUUAUGAAGCAGUGGUGAAACUCUCUGAUGGCUUUAAUGGUGCUGAUCUUCGUAACGUAUGUACUGAAGCAGGUCUCUUUGCCAUCCGGAAUGAGCGUGAUUAUGUCAUAGAAGAAGAUUUUAUGAAAGCUGUGCGUAAGGUUUCAGAUAAUAAGAAAUUAGAAACUAAGCUAGAUUACAAACCAAUUUAAAUGAAUUAAUGGUAUUUAUAGUAGGUGAUGCAGGUAUUUGAAUGAUUGUUUUUAAAUACAGUAUUCAGUUUUCUUUAUAUGAACCUGUAAUACCAGCUAUAUUUACUUUCCAGAUUUAUUUUUUUAGUGAGGAGACUACUUAACAAUUUGAGCAUCAUGUUUUGCAUUUCAAUGGGUGUAAAAUUCAGUAUCCAAAAAAUGCAUUUGCUAUCUAACUAGUGUUUCUUCUCAAGUAUAUUCUCGGUCCUUUAAAUGUAGGCUCAAAAGGUAUUGCUUAAAAUUAAAGAAAGUUUUGUAAAA